GAUCUGUUUACACUUUCAAAUAAUAUAACCAAAAAAGAAAUAAACUUUUUCCUGUAUCAGACCAAUGUUUCUCCAUUUAGAUAGAAGUAUACAUACCUAUAAGAUUCUAUCAGCCAAAAAAGUGUGUAACAUCAGUUCAUCUGAGUUGAUGAACUAUAAUAAUACCCUCUUUAAACUCUAGGGGUUUUGGAGUUUACUUCUUCUUCUCCUUGAUUUGUACUUCAAAAAAUCGUUCUUUAUGCUUUAAAGAAACAUACCCAGAAGGAAAGUUUUGAUUUUUUUUGUUUGAAGAUGAAACGAGCUAAGUUUGACUCAGUAAUCUCAGUGAGUCGACUCAGAUCGAUUCAAGUUUUGAUGGGUUUAUUGUUUUUGUAUUUUAUGUUAGUUACUUUGGAAAUACCUUUGAUUUCAAGAUUUGGGUUUGAGUUAGAAUCCUCUCAACUUAUUUCUACACCAUUUGAUUCCAACUCCAAAUUCAGCAGACUCAACAGUAUGAGUCAAGAUCCAGUUUUUCCUUCAAAAAUGGGAUUAUCAUUACCUAAAAGGAAAAUGGGGGAGUUCAAGAAAGUAUCCGGUUUGAUUUUUGAUGAAAAAGCAUUUGAUAGUUUUGAUAAAGACGAGUUCUCUGAGUUGCAUAAGGUGGUUAGGGAUGCUUUUGUUACUGGGAAGAAACUGUUUCAGGAUAUUGAAUCAGGGAAAGUUGAGAGCGAGUUAGUGAGUUUGACUCAGAAGAAUCGGACCGAGUCGUGCCCCGACUCGGUGUCAUCCUGGGGUAGUGAGUUUGUGGCUGGAGGGAAGAUAAUGGUGAUACCUUGUGGAUUGACUUUAGGGUCUCAUAUAACAGUUGUGGGGACGCCGAGAUGGGCCCACGAAGAGAAGGAUCCUAAGAUUACUUUAGUGAAGGAUGAUGAAGAGACAGUGAUGGUUUCACAGUUUAUGAUGGAAUUGCAAGGAUUGAAGACAGUUGAUGGAGAGGACCCGCCGAGGAUACUGCAUUUGAAUCCGAGGUUGAAAGGGGAUUGGAGUGGUAAGCCAGUGAUUGAGCAGAAUACAUGUUAUAGGAUGCAGUGGGGUUCUGCAAUGAGGUGUGAUGGUUGGAAAUCCAAGCCUAGUGAGGAAACUGUGGACGGACAGGUGAAAUGUGAAAAGUGGAUACGUGAUGAUGAUAAUCACUCUGAAGAAUCAAAGGCCACGUGGUGGCUGAAGAGACUUAUUAGUGGGAGGACAAAGAAGGUCUCGAUCGACUGGCCAUACCCUUUUGUAGAGAACAAGUUGUUUGUGCUUACUCUCAGUGCUGGCUUAGAAGGUUAUCACAUCAAUGUAGAUGGGAGACAUAUCACUUCCUUUCCUUAUCGCACCGGUUUUACUCUUGAGGAUGCAACGGGUCUGUUUGUUAACGGGGAUAUUGAUGUGCAUUCUGUAUUUGCUGCUUCGUUACCAUCAACACAUCCAAGUUUUGCUCCGCAGAGGCAUUUGGAAAUGUUACCCAAGUGGCAAGCUCCGCCACUUCCUGAUGGACCAGUUGAGCUUUUUAUUGGCAUCCUUUCUGCAGGCAAUCAUUUUGCUGAGAGAAUGGCUGUGAGAAAAUCUUGGAUGCAGCAUUCAUCAAUUAAGUCUUCAAACAUUGUAGCCCGUUUUUUUGUGGCAAUGCACGGAAGAAAGGAGAUAAAUGUGGAGCUAGUGAAAGAAGCAGAUUUUUUUGGUGAUGUUGUUAUAGUUCCUUAUAUGGACAAUUACGACCUUGUUGUAUUGAAGACAGUAGCAAUUUGUGAAUAUGGGGUCCGUACAGUCGCUGCAAAGUAUGUAAUGAAGUGUGAUGAUGACACCUUUGUAAGAAUUGAUGCUGUGAUGAAGGAAGUUAAGAAAGUGCGUAGUGGUAGAAGCCUUUAUGUUGGAAACAUCAAUUACUACCACAAGCCCCUUCGACAUGGUAAAUGGGCUGUCACCUAUGAGGAAUGGCCAGAAGAAGAUUAUCCACCAUAUGCCAAUGGGCCUGGUUAUAUCAUCUCAUUUGACAUUGCAGAGUACAUAGUUUCCGAGUUUGAGAAACAUAAGCUGAGGUUGUUUAAGAUGGAAGACGUGAGCAUGGGAAUGUGGGUAGAGCAGUUCAACAGCUCCAGGCCCGUAGAGUACGUUCAUAGCUUGAAGUUUUGUCAGUUUGGAUGCAUUGAUGAUUAUUACACUGCACAUUAUCAAUCUCCAAGGCAAAUGAUCUGCCUGUGGAGAAAGUUGCUACUAGGAAAACCUCGGUGCUGUAAUGUGAGAUGACAAGUUGUACCCUCUUAGCUAGUAUUAGACAUUGUUGAAAAGGAGCUUGUACAUAUAACGCGAGUAAAUUAGCCUUUUAGGCUAAUAUAUUUACUUUAUUCAUUCAUUAGUUGCUUCUUUUGCUGGGACACCAACCUUGUGCCCCCAAGCUAGUUGAUGUGGGAGCUCGUGAAACUGUAUGAAAAGAAUGGCAGCUUAAGCUCUUGUAUUGUAGAAUUCAAGGGUAUAAUAUCACAAUCGGGUUAAGGUUUCAUUUUCAAUGUAAUAGUUAAUUUGCUUUCCU
Nicotiana tabacum (common tobacco) is the source of this 2551-nucleotide messenger RNA. Its product is annotated as hydroxyproline O-galactosyltransferase GALT6-like. The record is from RefSeq and is a predicted model, not a curated record. Gene Ontology annotation, molecular function: hydroxyproline O-galactosyltransferase activity; carbohydrate binding. NCBI's taxonomy places the organism in Eukaryota, Viridiplantae, Streptophyta, Magnoliopsida, Solanales, Solanaceae. Gene Ontology annotation, cellular component: Golgi membrane.